CAAGAAGCAGGAAAAGUCCGAGUCCGAGACGGGACAAUGGCAACAUGGGUAAUCUCUCUGCUCUGUGCAUUCGCGGUUCUCUCGCUUUCCUCUGCGUGCUACAUCCAGAACUGCCCCAGAGGUGGGAAGCGCUCAUUCCCAGAUGCUGUCCCCAGGCUGUGUAUGGCGUGCGGUCCUGGAGAUAAGGGACGGUGUUACGGCCCCGAUAUCUGCUGUGGAAAAGGACUGGGCUGCAUGAUCGGAUCUCCGGCGACGGCUCGCUGUUUGCAGGAAGAAUAUCUGCUGUCACCGUGUGAGUCUGGAGGAAAACCAUGUGGACCUCAAGAGGGUCGCUGCGCUGCGCCUGGGGUUUGCUGCAACUCAGAGAGCUGUAAGCUGGAUUCAGACUGCAUGGAGGAAAGCGAACAAGAUGAUGUAGCUGAAAGAAACAGCUUCCUGGGUGGGUCACGGGGAGAGCUGCUGUUGCACAUCCUCCAUCCCGGCAGGGCACGCAGUCCAUAUUAAACUCCUUUAACACACACACACACACUCACACAGAGAUUUACUGACUUACACGACGCUGACACAAGAGGAUCUGUUUAUCUAAUGAUUUCUUCUGAAUCACACACACCGAGUUUGAGUCCCCGCUCUGUCGAUCUUCACCGUACGCAGCGACGUGCUGCAGAAUGUCGAACUGCUUCUACGGAUAUAUGCACCGUACACGUCGAUCUAUUCGAAAUGUAAAUAUACUACACAGCCAAUAAAAUUGCUCUUGCA
This is a messenger RNA of Tachysurus fulvidraco (yellow catfish), 756 nucleotides long. Its product is annotated as vasotocin-neurophysin VT 2-like. Gene Ontology annotation, cellular component: secretory granule; extracellular region. The record is from RefSeq and is a predicted model, not a curated record. Lineage: Eukaryota; Metazoa; Chordata; Actinopteri; Siluriformes; Bagridae. Gene Ontology annotation, molecular function: neurohypophyseal hormone activity. The transcript has 3 exons. Bases 37 to 504 code for a protein of 155 amino acids.